Molecule: messenger RNA, 2143 nt
Organism: Octopus bimaculoides (California two-spot octopus)
Lineage: Eukaryota; Metazoa; Mollusca; Cephalopoda; Octopoda; Octopodidae
Product: solute carrier family 49 member 4
Biological process (GO): transmembrane transport
Cellular component (GO): membrane; intracellular membrane-bounded organelle
Molecular function (GO): transmembrane transporter activity
Source: RefSeq, a predicted model, not a curated record
UGAUGUGGAAGAAAAAUAUCGCAGUGGAAUUUCCUUGGAGGCAGAGCUUACCAACUGGUAUUAGUACCAGUAGUUGUCAGGUAUGCAGCCCAACCCAGAGAAGCAGGGUUAUGACUUGCAGCCCAACCCAGAGAAGCAGGGCUAUGAAUUGCAGCCCAGAGAUGUAGUACUUCAGAAAAGAGUCUCAAAGCUAUUCCUGAUGGAUAAAGAAAGUCGGAGUCUUGUGCAAGAGGAAAAUUCUGUAUGUAAUUAUGAAAGCAACCAUGCUGAUACUCCAAGAACAUCUUCCAUUGAUGAAAAUCAACAAAGCUUCAAAGUCUAUAAGAGACGGUGGUACAUUCUUUUUCUGUUUGCAUUUUUUGCAUUUACCCAGUCUCUCCACUGGAAUACUUGGCCUCCUAUUGCUCAAACAACUAAUGAAUUGUUUGGUUGGACAGUUAGCAAUGUUGCUUUACUCACUAACUGGGGACCAAUCACAUAUACUCUUUGUGCUUUACCUAUAUCUUGGGUGAUAGAAACCAAAGGACUCCGGACAACAUGUCUCAUCACUUCUUUAUCUCUUUUCCUUGGAUCUGGUAUCAGAAGCAUCACAUUAAAGACCCCAUACAUUUAUUGGCUCAGUAAUGUGGGCCAAAUCAUAAUUGGCUUUGCAGCUCCAUUUACAAUCUCAGCCUCCACAGCUUUGUCCUCAGCUUGGUUUCCAAUGCAUCAACGUUUCACAGCAACUGCCAUUGCUAAUGUGUUUCUUACUCUAGGUGCUUCAGCAAGUUUGUUUGUUGGUCCAUUGGUUGUGUCUACAAACGCCUCCAUUAGCAACAGUACCUCUAACCACAGCAGUUUCCCUGUGAUAAAUUCUUCAGUUUAUGAAGAUCACUUAGAAAAAGAAAGAAUUGAACUUAGGACUCUUCUCUUUUCAGAGUUUGGAAUGUCUGCAGUCAUUUUCUUUCUGGUUGUUAUCUACUUUCCUAAUAAACCACCAUCACCUCCCACAAUGUCAGCAAGAAUGGAAAGAUUAAACUUCACAGAAGGCAUCACGAAUCUAAUGAAGAAUUACAGAUUCUGGAUGUUGGCUGCUAUUUAUACACUUUGCUCUGGUGUCAUUUCCAGCUGGUUAGCAGUCAUCUAUAUCAAUUUAAAACCUCAUAAUAUUUCACAGAAAAGUGUUGGAAUAUUUUCCAUUUACAUUGGAAUUGGUAGCUGUUUGGGAUCACUAGUCCUGGCAAAGUUAUCAGACAUGUUUGUGAACUACACUAGAAUAUUUCUCUCAGCUCUCAUUACAAUCUCCAUUGGACUGCUGACAUGGUUCCAGUUGAUGUAUGAAAAUGUCCUCCACAUCACAGAUGUUCAACUGACCUUGUCAAUAACCCUUUCUAUGAUAUUCCUCACAUCUAUCUACCCAAUCCUUUAUGAAAUGAGUUCUGAGGCAGCAUUCCCUAUUGCAGAAGGAGUCGCUAAUGGAGUUUUAAAUCUGCUCUCCAAUGCUGUGUCUUUGGUUUUCUUGUUUAUUCUCAUGAUACCUAAUAUUGGUGUAUCAUGGAUGAACUGGACACUACUGACUGCAGUCAUUUGUGUACUUCCAGUUAUCUGUGCUUUCAGAAACAAAUUUCGUCGCAUCGAAAUUGACAAGAAAUAUUUAUCUCCCAGCUAACCUGAGACUGAAUCCUUCCUCUCAAGAACAAUUUUCCUACUCUCAAGUGAUGAUUAACAGAAAUACAUGUAGAUGUGUGUACGUGUGUGUGCUAAUUAGACUAUAGAAUCAGUCAAAACUCAUUAUACAUAAUAAUCUGAGUUUCUGAACAACACUUGUGAAAAUUUGUAUAUAUUUGGUUUGAAUUCUUAUUACCAUAGCGCUUAAGUCAUUAGUCAUAACUCAACUGGAUCUCAGUAACUCAACAUACAGAGGUAGUAGGUUUACUUCCAAUACACACACACACACACACACACACACACACACACACACACACACACAUUUUAGUGUUUAUGGUAUGUGUGUGUAUGUUUCUUUUGUGUCUAUAGAAUAAUUAUGAAUAGUGUAUGAGCAGACUGCUUUUCAAUAAUACAAAUGACUUGAAAAAUAAACAGAUGGGUGGUGGGAAAAAGUGUUGUUCUAUUUUAUAUAUAUUAAAAUUAUUUUUAUUAUGAA